AUGAUAGACUCGAAGCAGCAAAAAAAUGAUUCUGCACCUUUUGAUACAAACCAAGAAUACCCAAGGAAAAAGAAUGAUACUAAGCCUGUAAGGACAAUAAUGUUAAUUGGUAGGACUGGUGGUGGGAAGUCUGCUUUGGCUAAUGUGAUAGCUGGGACUGAUGAUUUUAGCGAAGGUUCAGGUUGUACUAGUGGAACUAGAAAUUAUCAAAUUAUAGAAAGAUUAAUUGAAGGAACAUCGUAUAGAAUAGUUGAUACUAUUGGAAUUGGUGAUACAAACUUUACAGAACAGCAAGUUUUAUUUAAUUUAGCAGAGGCAGCUGAUUCUAUUAAAUAUGGAUUGAGUCAAAUUUUAUUUGUUAUAAAUGGACGUUUCACGGAAACAGAAAUCCAAGCUUAUGAUUUAUUAAGGGCUGUUAUUUUUGAUAAAGACGUGGUUAAAUAUACUACUAUUGUAAGAACCUGUUUUCCUGAAUUUAACAAUAGCGAUAAGUGUAAAAAAGAUCAUAAGAAUAUGAUUAAAGAGAAUGGCAAUCUUUCCGAAAUAGUCCAAAAAUGCAAGACGGUUAUUCAUGUGGAUAAUCCACAAUUGGUUGGUUAUUAUAAAGAUAUAGCCGAAAUGUCUAGAGCAGAUUCGCGAGAAAAAAUAUUAGAUCAUCUAAGUGAUUGCAAUGAAAUUUAUUUUCCAAAAAAUCUUGUAGGAAUAAAUGAUAAAAUUGGGAACUAUAUGACUGAAAAAGAAAAAUUACAAAAAGAAGUUGAAAUUCUCAAAAAAAAAGUGGACGAAAAGACUGAAGAGAAAAAACAUUUGGAAAAAGACUUAGGAAAAGCACAAGAAAAAAUUAAAAAUUUAAAUGAAAAAAUUGCUGAAUUGACAGCUCGAUUUAUCCCCAAAAAAUUUAAAAAGUUUCCAGUCCAUGCGAAUAAUUUAAAAGAAUUUAAAGCUGCAUUGAAAGAAGAUGAGGAUAAAGUUCCUCAAAAACUUAAAUACUAG
Molecule: messenger RNA, 993 nt
Organism: Entrophospora candida
Lineage: Eukaryota; Fungi; Glomeromycota; Glomeromycetes; Entrophosporales; Entrophosporaceae
Source: the annotation of a GenBank genome assembly